GGAGCAGUAAAGUUGGAUCCAUGCGUUAGGAAAUAUAUUGGCGAUGAAUUACCACCAGAGACUGGAUCAGAAAUCACUUGGACCUAUGUUACUUUUGAUAAGGAGGCAAGUUCUUGUUUGCUUGUAAGUGUCGAACUCAAAUUACCGCAGUCUGAGAAGAAUGUCUAUGCGUUGAAGUUUGAAGACCGCGAAAACGAUGGUGCUUUCCUCACCAAUGAGAAUCGUGGCCUGAUACGCCAGGGAUUUAUACUUAUUUUAACUGCUUCACCGAUGGACUGA
Molecule: messenger RNA, 279 nt
Organism: Gongylonema pulchrum
Lineage: Eukaryota; Metazoa; Nematoda; Chromadorea; Rhabditida; Gongylonematidae
Source: the annotation of a GenBank genome assembly